AUAUUCAGUAUCUAUAAUAAGAAUAUAAUAAAAGUUACAAUGAAAGUAACAAUUUUAGUGAGUUGUGCUGUUAUAUGCUUUUCUUCAGUUGCGUUUAGUUCUUCAGUUGAUAAAUCCUUGAUUUUUUUACAAAAAUAUGGGUACUUAGAUGGUACGCCAACUAGGUCAAACAAAUUUUCUAGACUUAAGAGGGAAAACAAUUACAGCGAAGCAUUGAAACGCUUUCAAAGGCUCUAUGGGCUAAAUCCAACAGGAAUUGCAGAUAAAGAAACUCUUCUAGCAAUGGAUUUGCCACGGUGUGGGGUAAAAGACCCCAAUACAAGUAAACAAACAAUACAGAAAAGAAAUGCUGUUUUGAACAAACCAUUGUGGAAAAAACGAGAUCUAACCUACACAAUUUCACAAUAUUCCCAUCAUUUAAACAGAAGCUUAGUAGAACAUGAAAUAGAAAGGGCUUUCGCGGAAUGGUCAAAGUACACUGAUUUUACUUUUACAAAUUCAAAAAGUCAAAAUGCCGAUAUAGAUAUUAGAUUUGAAAGAGAUCAUGUUUAUGGGGAUAGUUUUUAUGGAGAUAAUAGUCUUAUUGCUUACACUCAAGUAAAUAAGGAUGGUAUGAGGUUGAUUCAUUUUAAUGAUGAAAAAAAAUGGAAUUUUAAUGGUAAAAGCGACAGUUUGUUUUGGACGGCUUUGCACGAAAUCGGUCACAUCCUUGGACUUGAUCACACCAAUGUGAUUGGAUCAGUGAUGUGGCCCACAUCGUGUUUAUCAUUUUCUGAAUUGCAAAGCUACGAUAUCCAAGCGAUACAAGAACUGUACGGCUUGAAAAAAACCCACGGAUAAAAUUUAAACUUAAAACAAUUUUGUACGGGUGUCGCGACAGAUUAAAAAAUAAUUUUCUUAACAAAAAUUUUGAUAAAUAUUCAGAUGAAUCUUAUUUUAAUGCUUGAUAACAUAUUUUUCCUGUAAAUUUAGGCAAAUUUUGUUUCUAAUAAACUAUUUAAUAGAC
Messenger RNA from Brassicogethes aeneus, 1006 nucleotides. The record is from the annotation of a GenBank genome assembly. NCBI's taxonomy places the organism in Eukaryota, Metazoa, Arthropoda, Insecta, Coleoptera, Nitidulidae.